AUGUCUGCUCAGCUCUCAAAAACUGACUCGGAGGUAAGUAGCCUGACUCAGUCCUCGCCCACACGAUCUCCACGCCGAGCAGUUUACUACGUGCAGAGCCCGUCAAGAGAUUCUCACGAUGGUGAAAAGACGACAAACUCCUUCCACUCGACGCCUGUGCUCAGCCCCAUGGGCUCACCACCUCACUCUCAUUCCAACUCUUCUUUAGGUCCUCAUUCUUCUCGUGAGUCGUCCUCCACUCGCCUGUCUGCCUCACUAAAACCCCACCACCAUCGCAAGAAUAAUGAACGGAAGUCCCGCAAGCCAUGGAAGGAGUUUGACGCCAUUGAAGAAGAGGGACUUCUUGAUGGAGAAAACAUGCACAGUGGUCUUUCUCGUCGCUUCUAUUUUCUUACUUUUGUUGUGGGAUUCUUUGUGCUUUUUUCUUUGUUUUCUUUGAUCUUGUGGGGUGCUAGUAGACCUCAAAAACCUACCGUCACAAUGAAGAGCAUUGAAUUUGACCAGUUCGUGGUUCAAGCUGGAGCAGAUUUCUCCGGAGUAGCAACUGAAAUGGUGUCAAUGAAUUGCACAGUGAAGCUCACAUUUCGGAACACUGCUACAUUUUUUGGUGUACAUGUAACAUCAACACCUCUAGAUCUAUCAUUCUCUCAACUCACUGUGGCCAUUGGAACAACACGUAAGUUUUAUCAAUCAAGAAAGAGUCAGAGAUCAAUUACAGUGAUGAUGAAGGGAAAUAACAUUCCAUUGUAUGGAGGAGGAGCUAGCUUGGGCAGUGUAAAUGGUGCACCGAUCGAAGCAGUGCCAUUGACACUGAACUUGAUGGUUCGUUCAAAAGCUUAUGUUUUGGGGAGACUAGUGAAACCCAAGUUCUAUAAUAGAGUGGAAUGCGGGGUGGUUAUGGACCCCAAGAAAAUGAAUGUAAAUAUAUCGUUAAAGAACAAGUGUACUUACCACUCAACAUGAGAGACAGUGAGCAUAGUAGCUAGUUGGCAAUUGCAAAAUUGUGUGGUAAAUGGCAGGUAUUGACCCAACUAUGGAGAGUGGGAUCUGGAUUUUGUUAAGAUCUUCGAGAGUUUAAAAUGUAGGAGCCAGCCGUCGGUGGUUUUAAUAAAUAAAUAUUGUAAUUCUUUAA
Molecule: messenger RNA, 1132 nt
Organism: Pistacia vera
Lineage: Eukaryota; Viridiplantae; Streptophyta; Magnoliopsida; Sapindales; Anacardiaceae
Exons: 3
Coding region: 1-963 (320 amino acids)
Source: RefSeq, a predicted model, not a curated record